Molecule: messenger RNA, 369 nt
Organism: Anthostomella pinea
Lineage: Eukaryota; Fungi; Ascomycota; Sordariomycetes; Xylariales; Xylariaceae
Source: the annotation of a GenBank genome assembly
AUGGCAUAUUCCUCACUCGUCUCCUCGCUGCGGGCCCUGUCCCUGCGCAUGACGACAACCCGAAUCCUACCGCGCCAGACCGUCCGAUGCCUCUCCCAGAGCGUGCUGGCUCCCAAGACGGCACUCAGACCCACGACGAUGACGAUGGCAGUGGCAGGGGCGGACACUGGGGCUAUGGCGAACAACACGGCUGCGAUGACGAAGGUGGUGGUUGCGCGGCAGCAGACGCGGGGCAUGAAGGUGCAUAGUUCGGUCAAGAGGCGGUGCGAGCAUUGCAAGGUCGUGCGACGAAAGGCGGGCAGACGACACCGCGGCUACCUCUACAUCAUCUGCAGUGCGAACCCGAGACAUAAGCAGCGCCAGGGAUGA